Molecule: messenger RNA, 324 nt
Organism: Sporothrix schenckii 1099-18
Lineage: Eukaryota; Fungi; Ascomycota; Sordariomycetes; Ophiostomatales; Ophiostomataceae
Exons: 3
Coding region: 1-324 (107 amino acids)
Source: RefSeq, a predicted model, not a curated record
AUGGGUGUCGCCAAAAAGACCAGAAAGUUUGGGCAGGCAAGUUUUUAUUUGUUUUGUUGCACGGACAAUGCAUGUGGCGUCAUCAUGAAGAGGGUGAUCGGACAACGUGAUGCCCGCUUGAAGAAGAACAAGGACAAGGCCGAGCUGGGGACGAAGAAGGCCGAGGCCGAGGCGUCUUCCGAGCUCAUCCGUUCCGUCCCGCAAAUGUCCAUCUCUCUCUUCCACAAGGCCAACACAGCGCUCGUACCGCCUUACCAGGUCCUCAUUGACACAGUAUGCUGCCUCCGUCUUGCCAUGGCCGCUGGGCUGAUUGUUCUUGCAUGA